CACUGCGACUUCAUUUCACCCGGUCAAGUGGAAUCAGAUACUGCAUUUAUUCUGACAAGAACAAUGCAUCUGAGCUCAUCUUAUGUAUCUUUUAUUAUGUUCUUUAUGUGCAUACUGCAGAACAAAGGCUCAUGAGAACAAAACACUCCUCGAAGAUUAUUUCCUGUGUGAACACAUUUGUUAGUUUUAGUUUUACUUUUCCUGUAACCUGAUGUAGUUCCUCAUGUUUUACCACCCUGGAAACCCCACGAUUACACACAUGAUCGUUUGACCGGUUUAAUAGUAAAUGCUCUCUAUUCUUUUGUUGGAAGCUCAGCUGGGAUCACGUAGCAGAGAAACAAGGGGGGAACCAAGACCUGUAACGGAUUACAAAAAUCAAACAGCUGUGAUAACAACUGCUGCUACUUUUUGUACUGCUGCAAACAUGGAUGAAGAGACACCACUGCUGAACAGAAGAGCAACGUCAUCUGGUUUCAAGAUUAAUAACUCCAGACUGUUCCUGGCCGUGUUCUCAGCAGUUCUGGGGAACUUCAAUUUUGGUUACUCUCUUGUCUACUCGUCUCCUGUCCUGCCAAAGUUUAAGAGUCCUGAAGCUGAGCCUCGGCUCAGGAUGGACACAGAGCAGGCUGCCUGGUUUGGAUCCAUCUAUUCCCUCGGAGCAGUGGCCGGCGGGCUGGGGGCCAUGCUGCUCAAUGACCUGAUUGGGCGGAAGCUGAGCAUCAUGAUGUCAGCCGUGCCCUCCACUGUUGGGUACAUGCUGAUGGGGGGAGCUGUGGACUUGUGGAUGCUCCACUUGGGACGGUUUCUGACAGGUGUUGCCGGGGGGAUGACUGCAGCAUCAAUUCCAGUUUACAUUUCAGAGAUCUCCCACAAAGAGGUGAGAGGAGCCCUUGGCUCCUGUCCUCAGAUCACAGCUGUGUUUGGGACCCUGACGCUCUAUAUUCUUGGUCUAGUGGUACCAUGGCGAUGGUUGGCGGUGGCAGGGUCUGUGCCAGCUGUGCUGAUGGUUGUGUUGCUGGUCUUUAUGCCCUCCUCACCCAGGAGGCUCCUCUCUCUUGGCCGAGAGCUGCAGGCGGAGAAGGCUCUCCGCUGGCUUCGUGGACCUGAUUAUGACACACAAACUGAGCUCCGUGCCAUUCAGCACAGCAUCAACACACAGGUUAAACUCACAUGGUCUCAGCUGGCUAAACCCAUCUACUACCGGCCCAUCUUGAUUUCAGUGGUGAUGCGUUUUCUACAGCAGAUGACGGGCGUCACACCAAUUCUAGUCUACCUGGAACCCAUCUUUGCUAAGAGCAAAGUCUCCUUGGAGCCCAGAUACGAUGCCGCCAUUGUGGGUGCUGUCCGCCUGUGUGCUGUUGCUAUUGCAGCCUUUUUGAUGGAUAAAGCAGGACGCAAAGCACUGCUGUACACUUCAAGCAUGCUGAUGUUUGCGUCCACUCUGACUUUGACCAUGAUCUCCCACACCACACCAUGUACUCCAGGUCCUCUAAACCACACAGCUCUGGACUUCAUCUCCCAUAAGGACUUGGGCACCACUUUACAGGCCAGCCAACAAACUGCUACAAGCCUCAUUCCUCUCAUUAGUACUGUUGUGUUUAUCUUUGGAUACGCCAUGGGAUGGGGCCCAAUUACAUGGCUGCUGAUGUCAGAGGUCCUCCCACUUGUUGCCAGGGGCAAGGCUUCGGGACUGUGCGUCACUGUCAGCUGGUUGACGGCCUUUGUGCUCACACAUGCCUUCACUCACCUGGUGGAUAGUUACGGCCUGUAUGUGCCCUACCUGCUUUUCACCGUGGUGUGUGUCCUCUGCCUACUGUUCAACGCUGUGUGUAUCCCAGAGACUCGUGGCCGCUCGCUGGAAGAAAUUGAGAACUAUUUCAGAACAGGACGCUCAUUCACAAUCAGACAUUCUGAUACACAGUCCAGUUGAAACCUACAGAUAAGUUUUUGUUGUUUAAACUAAAAGAAAUGAAAGACUAAUUCUAAAAGAUUACUUUCAAUAAUAAUAAAACAAUAUUAAUCGUUAGUAAUCAAACACUGAGGUCAGGAAGCAAAUCUCAGCUGCUGAUCUUUCAUGCAGGUCAGAGUAAAUACAGAUGACUUACAGCAUAUUUGUUCAGCCUAUAGUUAGGUCACACAUCUAAUACAAAUAGUCUAAACACUUUUAUUCUUUCUUUCAACCAUGGCAACAGACAUUCACCUGCAUUUAGCUGGAGGGUUGUCAUGCACGGCUCAGACACCGUUAAGGUCAAUGUAACCACUGAUGUGUGCAAACUAAGGCACAAACUAAUGUAACAAUGGCUGAAAUUGAACAAACAUCUUAAACGCAGCCUUGGUAGUGAAAGCUUAGCAGUGUUGUUUGAAGUCAAAUUGAUUUAUUGCUCUACUUGAACAACAUGCCAUUGUUUUACAAUAACACACCAGAACAUCCUCUUUUUGGGUUACCAUGCUACAUACUUUACAAGCACUUUAUUAAGUUGUGAUUUGCACUUGUGUGCCACACACUGUCAGCUCAUGGAAGUACUGUAUACAACAAUGAACCAACUACUGUAUGUACUAAAAUAUUUUACAAUGUUCUUUUUUUGUAUUAUUCCUUUUUGAAUACCUAACAAAAUAUCUAUUAAAGCUGUUAAAUCAUAGUUUACUUAACAGUUCAUAACUGAUUUAUGUACAAAGGCUUUACAUAAAAAUGUAUUGCAAAUAAAUGUGAACUUACCAUAUACAGUUAUCUCAGACAGAUGAUUAAAAAAAACUGGUUCAUCAGAGGAUUGAUACUAAUGCAAACGGGCUAAGCAAGCUUAGCAAGAAACUUUCAGUGUCACGGGAUCGACUCUGAUUCGGCCAACGUGGAGUCCAGUGAUUCCUUGUUUUUCUAACUAUGCAGAACUGUCUGUUGCCAAAUCUCAGAAGUCAAAUAAUACAUAGAGUGACUGGUUUAAGAUGUAAAAUGCACAUGCAGUUGUACAUGUGAUGUUUUGUAAACAUUUAAGACACUAAAACUAAAGCUUUAUUGGUUUAAAAACUAAUAUGAUGAAUAAACAAGAAGCAGACUGAAACGUCCUGGAGCUUUUAAAAUAA
Molecule: messenger RNA, 3078 nt
Organism: Melanotaenia boesemani (Boeseman's rainbowfish)
Lineage: Eukaryota; Metazoa; Chordata; Actinopteri; Atheriniformes; Melanotaeniidae
Gene: slc2a6
Product: solute carrier family 2 member 6
Exons: 9
Coding region: 287-1930 (547 amino acids)
Biological process (GO): transmembrane transport
Cellular component (GO): membrane
Molecular function (GO): transmembrane transporter activity
Source: RefSeq, a predicted model, not a curated record